This is a messenger RNA of Trichosurus vulpecula (common brushtail), 1239 nucleotides long. RefSeq names its product interleukin 5 receptor subunit alpha (gene IL5RA). The transcript is spliced from 10 exons. Lineage: Eukaryota; Metazoa; Chordata; Mammalia; Diprotodontia; Phalangeridae. Bases 1 to 1239 code for a protein of 412 amino acids. Gene Ontology annotation, biological process: cytokine-mediated signaling pathway; immunoglobulin mediated immune response. The record is from RefSeq and is a predicted model, not a curated record. Gene Ontology annotation, molecular function: cytokine receptor activity; protein binding. Gene Ontology annotation, cellular component: external side of plasma membrane; membrane.
AUGAUCAUCAUGGUGUUGAUUUUCCUGUUUGUCAUUGGGUCAGCUGUGGUAUUGCAAGCAAAUUUAUGUCUGGAAAAAGAAAUUUUACUUCUCCCACCGGUAAACUUCACUAUUAUAGUAACUGGUUUAUCUAAAGUUCUUUUAAAAUGGAAACCAAAUCCUGAUCAGGACCCAAAGAUAAAUAGUGUAAAAUAUAAAGUGAGAAUUCAUACUCCAAAUGAGGAUGAUUAUGAAACUCAAAGGACCCAAAGCAGAAGUGUAAAUGUACUUCACCAGGGAUUUUCGGCAAGCGUGCAGACAAUUCUUCAUUGUGAUUCCAGUUUUUUCCAAAGUAGUUGGGUUUCAGCUGAGCUUCAAGCCCCUCCAGGAGCUCCUGGGACAUCAGUUGUGAAUCUGACUUGUGUCACUAACAUCUUGAGGAAUGAUGUGUCUCUUCAUUGCACCUGGUUGGUUGGCAAGAAAGCCCCAGAGGAUACUCAGUACUUCCUGUUCUACAGGUUUGACACACACACUGAAGAAUGCCAAGAAUAUAAAAAAGAUUCAUGGAAUAGAAAUAUAGCUUGCUGGUUUCCGGAGACUAUGAUAAACAGACAAGGGCGUGGACAGCUGGCAGUACAUGUUAAUGGCUCAAGCAAACAAAUUGCCAUCAAACCAUUGGAUCAGCUGUUUGACCUCCAUGCUAUUGAUCAAGUGAAUCCUCCAAUGAAUGUCACUGCAAAACUGGAAGGAAAUCGUCUGUAUAUACAAUGGGAGAAACCAGUUUCUGACUUUCCUAGGCAAUGUUUUGAUUAUGAAGUGAAUAUCUACAAUAUAAGAGAGGAUUAUUCAAAGAUACAGAAAAUUCAAGGACAUUCUUUCGACUUGGUAAUUGAUCCUACUUGUAAGCAUUCUUUAAAAAUAAGAGCUACGGUACAUUUCAGUUGUAGGAAGAAUGGACUUUGGAGUGAAUGGAGUCAACCUAUUUAUGUCGGAGAGGAUGAACCAAUCCACCUGACAGAAUGGCUUUUGUCCGUGCUCAUGGCCACUGCCUGCUUCCUUCUGUUGAGUCUCUUCUUCAUAUGUCGAAACUGCCAGGUAUGGACCAAAUUAUUUCCUCCCAUUCCAGCACCGAACAGGAAAGUUAAGGAUCUCUCCUUAAGCAACGUCUGUGAGAAAACCAGUUCCGGUGAAACAGAAAUUGAAGUCAUAAGUUAUGUGGAAGACCCUGGAUUAGACCAUUUGGAUGAUUCUGUAUUUUAA